Epinephelus lanceolatus (giant grouper) is the source of this 3770-nucleotide messenger RNA. It is a transcript of the gene edrf1, whose product is annotated as erythroid differentiation regulatory factor 1. The record is from RefSeq and is a predicted model, not a curated record. Lineage: Eukaryota; Metazoa; Chordata; Actinopteri; Perciformes; Serranidae. Gene Ontology annotation, biological process: positive regulation of DNA-templated transcription.
AGUUUGGUGUGUUGAACGGUCGCGUGUCCAGUAUGAGCGCAUCAGCUGGGGACAGAGAGCCUGCUGGGACCCCUCUGGAUAAUGCAAAGGAGGAAAUCAUUGGCCCUACCUGUUCAGGAGAGAACAGCAAACAUGACUCCGCAGUGUGCACAGGAAACAGUGAAAUAAAGAGCCGGGCCGUGGUGAAGUACUCUGCUGCCCCACCUCCCACCAGUUAUGCUCUGCUGCAGGAACAGACAGACCUGAAGCUGCCUCCUGCCAACUGGCUGAGAGAAAACCCCCAGCUGGGCAGCGCUGGCACCACUAUAUUAGGGUCCAGCAGCAAGAGCAAGCCUUUCUCCAGUUUUGGGAUGGCGUAUGAAUUCAUUGAUUGCAUCGGGGAUGAUGUCGACGUGGUGUCAGACUCAGAGAACAUCAAGAAGCUUCUGAAAAUUCCCUACAGCAAGUCGCACGUCAGUAUGGCCGUUCACCGCGUGGGGAGGACGCUGCUUUUGGAUGAGCUGGACAUUCAAGAGCUCUUCAUGAGAUCCUCUCAGACAGGAGAUUGGACAUGGCUAAAAGAUUUCUACCAGCGGCUAAUAGAUCAGAAGUGGCAGAGGAAAAAGAAGAGUAAAGAGCACUGGUAUCAGAGAGCAAUCCUGUCAAAGUUCCUCUACUAUAGUAUAAACGGUAAUGGGGCUGCAGAGCCUGUUCCAGACAACCCGGAUGAAGGAGAGGAGGAAAAUGAGACAGAUGAGUUCAGUUCUUCGUGGCUCACCAGCACAGCAUCUGAUACAGAAGAAUCAGACACUCCCAAACAGGAAAGUGUGUCAGUGGACAGCAAGUUUGCUCUGGGUCAGGUGACGUCUGUACCCAAAGAGCAAAACCUGCCUAUGCUCUUCAACGAAGGAGAGAACAGUCAGGGUUUAAGAAACGACUUUGUGCGAAACAUCAUGUGGACAUUUGAGGAUAUCCACAUGCUGGUCGGGUCCAACAUGCCUAUUUUCGGAGGUGGUCGCUAUCCUGCCGUCAGUCUGAGACUCAGGGACAACAAUAAGCCAAUCAACAUUCUGACAGGUAUCGACUACUGGCUCGACAAUCUGAUGUGUAACGUCCCAGAGCUUGUCAUGUGCUUUCAUGUCAAUGGCAUUGUUCAGAAAUACGAGAUGAUAAAAACAGAAGACAUCCCUCACCUGGAGAACUCGACUUUUUCAACGAGGGUGGUGAAAGACAUCGCCCAAAAUAUUCUCUCCUUCCUCAAGUCCAACUGCACCAAAGAGGGUCACACAUACUGGCUUUUCAAAGCUAGUGGGAGUGACAUUGUGAAGCUUUAUGAUCUUACUACUCUGUGUGAGGAGGCGGAAGAGGAGAAGUGUCAGAAUCCCUUCACUCUUCCUGUGGCUGUGUUGCUAUACAGAGUUGCCAGUAACUUGAUGCUGAAGGCGAGGCAAAACAGAAAGCACUAUGGCACAAUCAGAACUCUGCUUUUAAACUGCGUCAAACUUCUGGAUGAGGACAGGCACCCCCAGAUCAUCGCCUCCGCCCACUACAUGCUGUCAGAGCUGUUCCAGCUCGACGAGCCUCUGGAAGAAGACGAAGGGGAGUCGCUCCGGGCCGGCGGCUCAGAGGACAGCUACAGUGACGAAGACAGGGAGGAAGAGGAGGAGGAGGAGGAGGAGCUGAGCGAGGACAGCGACGACAAUGGCUCCUACAGCUCUUGCUCAAGCCCACAGGAUGAUAGUAAAGCCGUGGCCGUGAUCCGCUCCGUUGGGGAGCUGUCGGUCCCGGAGAAAUACAAAUCCACUCAUCAGAUCAGACCAAGUGGUGCUUUCCCUGUUUCUCAAGACAAGGAGGAGAGAUGCAGACAUGUCCUGAGCUAUGUGCUAAAGGGGAUGAAGGCAGUGGAUGGCACCAUCAAGAAGGAGAGUGACCUCCCAGCUGCAGACCCUAACACUCCCAUUCCUCUUAAAUAUGAGGAUAGAAGUGCAGUUGGAUCCUGCGCUGCUGAGCAAGGCAUCUCUCUUCUUCUUGAAAGAGCGAGGCCACUGCAGGCGGACCAAAAGCAUCCAACACGCUCUGGGAUGAUCCCCUGGUCAUGGCAGCACCGCAUGAAGCUGCAGCUCUUCCUCAAAGCCUCCAAGGCGUAUUACGUCCUGUCUGAUGCAGCCACGAACUUGCUGAAGUACGGACGAGCCCUGCGCUACAUCAAGCUGUCUCUGCAGUGUUAUGAUGCCUAUUGUUCAGUGAGCGGUACACUGCACCCGCAGGUGCUGCAGUUUCACAGCCAGUGCCUGUCUCUGUGUGGGGACAUCCAGCUGAUGUUGGCCCAGAAUGCCAAAAACAGAGCAGCUUACCUGGAGGAAUACAGCUACCAGACCAAAGAAGACCAGGAGAUCCUGCACAGCCUGCACAGAGAGAGCAGCUGUCAGGCCUUCAACAUGGCGACAGACCUGGCCAUGGACCCAGAGUACCAGCUGUUUGUUAGCAGUAAGUGCUACGAGGCAGCGUAUGAACUGCUCCUCUCAGAGGCUUGUAAAGAUCAUGCCUCGGAUCAGCUCGCACAGGUGCUCAAAAGGCUGGGAAACAUCCGCAACGAGAUGGGAGUGUACUAUAUGAACCAGGCUGCAGCAAUGCAGACAGAGAAAGAAGCCAAGAAGUCUGUGUCGGUAGCAGAGCAGGAGAUGUGGAAAAAGAGCUUUGCCUUCUUUGAGAAAGGCAUGAAGGAUUUCGAAGCCAUUGGGGACAGCACCAACACAGCCCUGCUGCUGUGUAACACUGGCAGGCUGAUGAGAAUUUGUGCUCAGGCCCACUGUGCCGUGUCUGCCGACCAGAACAGGGGGGAGUUCUCACCUGAAGAGGCUCUGUACUACAACAAGGCCAUAGACUAUUACUUGCGGGCUAUGAAGUCACUGGCAAGUCGAGAGAACCACCCAGCAGUGUGGGACAGUGUGAACUGGGAGCUGUCCACUACCUAUUUCACCCUGGCUACACUUCUGCAGGACUACGCACCGCUGUCCAGGAAGGCCCAGGAGCAGAUUGAGCGGGAGGUGACUGAGGCAAUGAUGAAGUCCCUAAAAUACUGCGACCUGCACACUGAGUCGGCUCGUCAGCCGCUCUACCAGUACAGAGCUGCCACCAUCCACCACCGCCUGGCCUCCAUGUACCACAGCUGUUUCCGCAACCAGGUGGGGGAUGAACACUUGAGGAAGCAGCAUCGCAGCCUGGCAGAGCUUCACUAUAGCAAGGCUGUCUGUUUAUUCCUCAGCCUCAAAGACGCACCCUGUGAGCUGCUCCGCACGCUCCUGGAGAGGGUGGCCUUUGCUGAGUUCACCAUGGCAGGUCAGAGCAGCAGUGCGGCAAAGCUGAAGAGCCUCACCGGAGCAGUAGAAAUCAUGACAGAAACUCGCCACGCUUUCCAGCUGAUUCAUAAAGAGCUGCUGGAGGAGCAGAUUCAGUUGAGUCAAUCAGAAGCUGCUGAGUCGGCAGAGUCUCCUGAGGUGGCCCCUGCUCCGGCCUCGGGACUGAACCUUGAGGAAGUGAUGAAGUUAAUUGGCGUGUUUGAGCCCAGUUUCUCCUUCCUGUUGCUGCAGCUGAUCAAACUGAUGACGACAAUGAAACGGAAACCAAGCAAUAAGGAUGAGGAGCUGUUGAAGACCUAUAAGAAUGUUUACUCCAAGCUGCUGCGAGCUGAGAAAAACGCACCUCUGCUUAACCGUGUGGAGCUCCACAUAGAGCUCCUGCAGCAGCUUACUCCCAGAACAGGAAGUGACGACAAGGGUAUGCAUUCAUGA